This is a messenger RNA of Galleria mellonella (greater wax moth), 3089 nucleotides long. RefSeq lists its product as uncharacterized. NCBI's taxonomy places the organism in Eukaryota, Metazoa, Arthropoda, Insecta, Lepidoptera, Pyralidae. The transcript is spliced from 14 exons. The coding region runs from base 509 to 2746 and encodes 745 amino acids. The record is from RefSeq and is a predicted model, not a curated record.
UUGGACAGUUUCAGUAGCCGCGGCACGACGUUCACUGCAAGUAUAAAAUGCAACCAGCUACCCUUAUUAGAAUUGGAGUCUCUGUCGAAUAAGACUUCAACCUUUGAGAGAGACUCUUUAUUAACGACAAUAUUAGUUACUAACAACAGAGACACAAUAAGAAUAAAAUAUGAUUGUGUUACGUUUUCAAUAAUUUUGUUUUGUGGUCCCAACCACUAAGGCAUUCUAUGAGUGGUGUGUUUGCUCAGCUGUUGUGCAGUUCAUGUAGAAUAGUCUGUGUCGAAUUGCGCAAUUGGUUCAUCACCCCCCCGAAUGAAGUGUUCCCUAGCGUAGUACUGGCACAAUCAGUAUAACAACGACUUCUUGUCUAACUGUUCACUUGUUAUCUAAUAUUACGCGUCCAAACGUAACAAUUUAAGUGGUGCUCUGCUCAUGAAGUAGCGGAAAAUGGACCGUGGAAAUUGUGUAUUUAUCUUGAAUAGGUUUCAAUGACUUUGUACAGAGAAUAAUGAGUUCGAAAUUGUGUACUACAAUGUUAUAUGGAGUUGCAGUAGUGUUGUGUAUCUUUACACAUAUACCUGCAAAUGAGGCAGAAUGCAGCAAUGGAGCGUCCGUGACUUUUGUGCGGUGGUCCGGUUUAAGUCCCGAGAGGGCAGCGCCAGUAUUCGUGUACACUGCUAGUGGUGAAGAGGACUCUUUAAUAGGAUCUUGUUUAGCGAGGUGUCGGGAGCUCGAAGACUGCGCUUCUUUGGUGGUCUCACAUUCCACUGGUAACUGCCAUGGCGUGGCUCUUGCGACCGAUUUGCAACUGAGAUCAGAUAAUGACGCAUCUUACUUCAAGAAGAUUUGUUUGAAAUUACCAGCAGAAUGCAAAGACCGAUGGUGGGCUUUGGAGGCUACGCCAGGAUACAAUCUACAUGCAGAAGGACCCAACAUAAAAGUUUUUCAUAAUACAACGCUCAAUGGAUGUUAUGACGUUAUGUUUUCUAUUAAUCGGGAAAGCAUAUAUCGGUCGGCGCAGUGGAUCGGUCCGGAGAUACUGAUGAAUAACGAUUUGAUGGAAACAUCUGCAGCAGACAUCGGCAACUGCAUCCUAAACGUAGAAGAUAAAUUCUCAGAACCCGAGUCUUAUCGGGUCACCAACUAUUAUACAGUGUACAUUGAAAACCAAUGCAGGCAUGACUAUCCAAAGAAGAUAGACAGAUGUUCCUAUGAAGAGUAUAAUAACCAGACGUUAAGGCAUGUGGAUUUUACAACAAAAAACUAUACGAAAGAUGAAUGUAAAAUAGGUUGUGAAGUGGAACAGCGGUUCGUCUGUCGAGGCUUCACGUGGAUUGAAGGUGGACGAGCGCGCGGCAGGGGUUUGUGCGACCUGCACAGUGAGGAUCUAGUUACCACGGGCUCCUGGCUCCUGCGCCGUAACUCUGCGGCCACAUACUAUAGGAGAGUCAUCUGUCUUAAUAUUACCGUAGAAUGUGAAGGUUCCGAAUUGAUUGUGACAUACCGACCACGCGGUCUGUUCCGCGGUCGGUUGUACGUGCCUGGUCGCGGCGAGCGAUGUAGCACGCGCGCCUCCGGAGGGCCAGUGCGACUUUCCUUGCCCCUCUACGGAGAUUGCGAUGUGAAUUUUGCAUAUGCUAUAACGAAUAGUCCUACCGGUGUGACUAAUAGAACAAUGGCGUACGUGAUGGUCAUGAUACAAAACAACCCAAUAAUCCAGACAGCAGGCGACCGUUGGGUGCGCGUCGGGUGCUCCCCGGCGAUCGGCGGCGGAGCACAAGCCGUUGACACCACGGUUGCCGUCCGAGAAACAGGGAGACCGUCUCUACCGAGCGAAUUGGCGAGUGCUGCAACGCCGGGGGCUGCAAGCACUGUGUACAGCACGAACAGUGCCCCGCUCACCAUGUACGUGGUGCGGGCACAGGACGAUACGGCUACCGGCAGCGGAGCUGUCUCGCUGGGAGAGCCUCUUGAGCUGAGAAUAGAAACCACAGAUGCAGCGGAGAUUGAGGCGUACCAUCUAGUAGCAUCUUCACGGCUUGGUGACAGUUCAGUGCUAUUGCUAGAUAGCAGAGGAUGUCCUACUGGGCAGGUUGACUUUCCAUCAUUCACUAGAAGCUGGUUCAGUGGGACACAGCGUUUGUCAGCUAAUUUCAAGGCAUUUCGUUUCCCGACAUCUCAUGUCGUGCGAUUUGCUCUCAUGGUGCGAUUUUGUGAAAAGAAAUGUCCAAUUACUAACUGCGGUACCCCAAAUAGAACAGCUCGCGAAGUUAAUGAUACAAACGAGGCGGAUGAAGUGAUGGCAGCAGUAAGGGAGGCUGGUUGGGCUGGCGGGCGGAGUGGCGUUGUGGCACAAGGUGGCGCUGCUGGCUGCGGGUCGCCCACUGAUGGACACGUCCCUUUAGAACUUGAGAUGGUCGUCGGAGCUAGGGAUAUACUAUCUGCUGAUACGUUGGUGCGAGCUGACCAUCGUGCUGCGUUGCCGGAAGAGGUUCAGACAAGCGGAGAUGGAGCAAUGGUGUGUGUACACGAGCUACUGCUGGUGGCGCUGGCGCUGGCCUGGCUCGCGGUACAAGUGUUACUGUUGUUGGGCUGCUGCGUUCUUGUUAAAAGAUACCGUAAUUUAGCUGAAAUGAGUAUGCAGAAAGAAUACCAAGCAUUCGACAAUGUUGGCUUCGACACUGUUUCCACGCACCGCCGUGUACACUGGCCUGAUCAGAACAUCGAUAUAUUACACACUACAUAAUUUUUUAUUACACUUUACGUUAAUAAACUACCUACGAAUGAACGUUAAGUUAGAUUACUCAGUAGUUGUCUUUUAAUGAGUUAAUAAACUUUAAAAUGAGAAGAUUUGUUGAUAAAACAUGUAAAUUGGAAAAUAUACUUAUUUAUGACGUAUGUUAUUAUAUUAACAUUAGUUUUUAAAAUUAGUCUUAUAAGUAAAUUAUUUCAGUGUGAUUGGUUUGGUGUAAGUAUUCGUAUAAAGAAACGUGUAUAUUUUUAGAUUGUAGAUAUUUUCACAUACGUGGGCACCUACUAUGUACAUACGACUUAUAAACUAUCAAAUAUUAAAAUAUCUCUGACUUUGA